Epinephelus moara (kelp grouper) is the source of this 4560-nucleotide messenger RNA. RefSeq names its product macrophage mannose receptor 1-like. Bases 68 to 4423 code for a protein of 1451 amino acids. Gene Ontology annotation, molecular function: signaling receptor activity. The transcript has 32 exons. The record is from RefSeq and is a predicted model, not a curated record. Lineage: Eukaryota; Metazoa; Chordata; Actinopteri; Perciformes; Serranidae.
UAAAAUCCUCUGUGAGAAAUGCAUGGAUAAAAUCUUCAGCUGAAGACAUCUCAAAAGAAUAUCAACAAUGAAGAUAGCUUGUACAACCUUUGUGCUCCUCAUCCUAACGCUCCAGUGUUUGGCUUUAGAUGAUUCAGCAUUUAAACUAACGAACAAAGACACUGGUUUUUGUUUGGUUAAGAGACAUGACUUCUGCUAUUACAUACGCUGGACAACUGGGGACAGACUUCUGGUUCUCUGGCUCAAUAAGUGCCUGGGAGUCCAAGGGAAAAGUGUGGGGAGUGAAGUAAGCCUUUACGACUGUGACGAAAACAGCGACCUCCAAAAGUGGGAAUGCAAGAAUGGAACAGCACUCGCUCUACAAGGCCAGCAGCUCUACAUUGAGCUCACUGCAGAUAACACAGCAGUUCUCUCCAGAACAAUAGGACCCAAUAACCACCUCACAAUUGAAGGGACGUCCAGCAGUGCUUGUACAAGAACAUACAGAGAACUUUACACCAUUGGGGGAAAUGCAAAUGGUAGGGUCUGCAUGUUUCCCUUUCUGUACAAAAACCAGUGGUACACAGAAUGCACAAUGUACGACUCCUCAGGAAGCCAACCUUGGUGUGCAGUUCAAACUAAAUUUGAAAAUCAACUCUGGGGCUUCUGCCCGACUAACACUAGAGAAAACUGGCACAAACACAUAACAACAGGAGCAUACUACCAGCUCAACACACAAGCAGCUCUGACUUGGGCCCAGGCUGAAGCCAGCUGCAAACAGCAGGUGGCCUCCCUGCUCAGUAUCACCGAUCCUCAUGAGCAGGCUUACAUCACAGCGCUACUAGGAACAGGGGGCAAUAAGCUGUGGACUGGGCUGAGCAAGAACCAAGAACAUGGCUGGCACUGGUCCAGUGGGAAGCCUUACCGUUAUCUGAACUGGGACUCAGGAAACCCACUGCCUUCUCCGGGACACAACUGCGCAAUUGUUGAUGGUGAGGUACAGUACUCCUGGCAAAGUUCAACAUGCGAAAAGAAACGGGGGUACAUCUGCUACAGUGAGGGAUCUGUGACUACUCCUACUCAAGCUACCGAGACAGGAUUUUGUUCAAGCCCGUGGAUUCCCUACAAUGGCCACUGCUUCCACCUUCAUCGUGAUCAGCAAACAUGGUCUAAUGCUCAGAAAGCGUGUCGCAAAGAAGAAGGGGACCUAGUGAGCAUCCACAACGUGGAGGACCAAAGCUUUGUCAUCUCUCAACUUGGCUAUGCAUCCACGGAUGAACUUUGGAUUGGACUGAAUGACAUAAAGACAGAGAGACUGUUUGACUGGAGUGACCACUCUACUGUCAGCUUCACCAGCUGGGAAUCUGGAAAACCUGCUAUCUUUACUGACAACGAAGACUGUGUUCUCAUCAGGGGAGAGAAUGGGAACUGGGCUGACCGCGCAUGCAACGAGAAACAUGGUUUCAUUUGUAUGAAGACGAGUGCCUCUGAACCCUCUGGAGAUGAAGUGGACCUGAAUAUUGGCUGCAAAACUGGGUGGAAAAAACAUGGCUCCUAUUGCUACUUUGUAGGAACACAGACAAAGACAUUUGAUGAAGCCAAGGAUGACUGCAAGGCCUCAGAUUCCUACUUAGCUGAUGUGUCAAAUGGGGUGGAUAAUGCCUUCCUUGUUAGCUUGGUGGGGAUGAGACCAGAGAAAUACUUCUGGCUAGGCCUCUCAAACCUGAGACACAUUGAUUAUUUUUCAUGGACCAACACAGAGUCAGUGAGGUUCACUCACUGGAACACUGGAAUGCCAGGUCAGCAACAGGGCUGUGUUGCCAUGACAACUGGAGUUUUUGCUGGUCUCUGGGAUGUGCUGCCCUGCACCAAUAAGGAGAAAUACAUCUGCAAACACCUGGCAGAGGGGGCAGUUGCAACCCAUGUACCACCAACGGUUCCUCCUCCCAAGUGUGCCGACGGCUGGACUCGAAUACCAACAAGAAACUUCUGCUAUAAGCUUUUUCCAGAGUCAAAGUCGGACUGGAAGACCUGGUAUGAGGCCAGAGAUUACUGCAAGGCCAUCGGAGGAGACCUGCUCAGUAUCCACAACAAACUUGAGCUAAUGGUUGGACAUCGGUAUGGUCAAAAUGCGUGGAUUGGACUUAAUGCCCCUGACCCAGCCACCGGUUAUAUAUGGAGCGAUAGAUCCCCGGUAAACUUCCAACACUGGAAAGAAGGAGAGCCAAACAAUAAAAACAAUGUGGAGGCUUGUGCUGAAUUCAGUCUAUAUGAGCAAACUUGGAGCGGGUCCUGGAAUGAUGUACAGUGUGAGAAGUACAAUAAAUGGCUGUGUCAGAUCCGUGCAGGAGCAACUCCAAAGCCACCUCCAGAGCCUGUCACUCCUGACCACAAUAAGACAGCAGAUGGGUGGCUAGAACUAAAUGGGACUCAGUAUUAUAUUAACAGGAAGAGAAUGGCCAUGGAAGAUGCUCGCCAAUUCUGCCAACAGAAGCAUGGUGACCUGGUAUCUAUUGGCAGUGAAUCUGAGAGUGUCUUUUUAUGGAAACAGAUAUCCAGAAGUUACGGUACUUACUGGAUAGGCCUGAAGGUAGACCUAAAUGGAGCAUUUGCUUGGAUGGAUGGUUCUCAAAUGGUGUAUCAAAGAUGGGAUGAAGGUCAGCCUGAUUUCAAGAAUUAUGAUGAGCAGUGUGUUGCCAUGCAAUAUCAUAAUGGAUUCUGGCAUGAUUAUAAUUGUGGGCAUGAGCACAUGUCCAUUUGUAAACGCAGCACUGGCUCACCAACAACCAACGGCACUGUGGCACCCACAGAGGCCCCUAAAGGUGGCUGCCCACCCAACUGGAAAAAAUUGAACUCGAAGUGUUACAGCCUCAUUACCGAUCAGAAAUUAACAUGGGAUGCAGCGAGAAAACAAUGCAAAGCCAUGGGUGGAAACUUGGCCUCUAUUCCCUCAAGACACGUGGCAGUGUUUUUGACGACUCAAAUGGUUGAAACACCCACGACAGACCUUUGGAUUGGUUUUCGCAGUUCAGAUUCAGCUGGAUUUUAUUGGACUGAUGGGCAACCGAGGAGAUAUGUCAACUUGGAAUUUGAAAGACGCUACACUCUAGCUUCUUUUUGGGGUUACAGAGAUUAUCAAAGAUAUUUUGAAUUACGCAGGAGACAAAGAGAGUUAAAGUGUGCUGUGAUAAAUACAAACCCUGCCCAUGGCAUUGGGACAUGGAUACCAAAGUCCUGCAAUGACACCAAUGGAUUUGUCUGUCGUCGAAAUGUUGACCCAUCUCUCCCAGACUCCCCUGAACCAACAACCUCUUUUGAUUAUGUCAAAAUAUUAAAUGACUCUAUCAAGGUUGUUAGUCAAAAAAUGAACUGGGACGGAGCCAUGAAGCACUGUGAAGGUGAUGGUGCCAGACUGGCUAGUCUACGAAACAAGUGGACACAGACCUAUGUUGAGCUGCUGGCUUUGACUCUCAAAGCCCCUUUGUGGAUUGGACUGAACAAAGAAAAGACCAGUGGGUAUUUCAAAUAUAUUGAUGGCUGGCACAUGAGCCUUUCUCAGUGGGGUGAAAAUGAACCAAGCAGGAAUCGAUCUUGUGUCUACGUGGAUGUGGAUGGAAAAUGGAAGACUAGUGACUGCAUGCAGACCAUGAAUAGUGUUUGUAUGAAGUCUACAGAUGUGCCACCGACAGACAUCACUGAUUUUCCUGGAAUUUGCCCUGAAGACCCAGAUGAAUCAGACAUAGACAAUAUAUACACCUGGCGACCAUUUAAAGGAUACUGUUACAUAUUUUUCACAAACAAAAGAAAUUGGCCAGAUGCAGCUGUAAGCUGUAGCAGACAUGGUGGAUUACUAGCCAGUAUUGAAGAUCCCUCUGAGCAAGAAUUCAUUAAGAACACUGCAAAUAUAUUUAAAGACAGCUACAGCAACUUCUGGAUCGGCCUGUUUAAAACUCUCAAAGGGGAGUGGUUGUGGUUGGACAGAACAAUCAUGGACUACACUAAUUGGGCUGAAGAGGAACCUGGUUUUCACAGCAAUGGAGGCCUUAGUACCUUGGAUGGGACAUGGAGUACAGCCUCUGAGAAUUAUUAUAGACCAUACAUCUGCAAAACACCCAAAGUAUUACCAACAACACAGUUACCAUCACCGCCAGAAUCACCUAAACAUCAUCAACGUGGUCAUAUAGCUUUGGCAGCUGUGGUGGCCGUCAUGGGGCUUGCCAUGGGGGUAAUCGUUGCCUUCUUCAUCUGCAAAAAGUUCAAUCAUCGUGUACCCAUCCCUGAUAUGUUAACCACCUUUGACAACCCACUCUUCUUCAACAAUGAGCAGCCACCGCCUGUUGUGGUUGACACCAGUAUACUAGUUGAGAAUGCAGAGGAAGACAACUCUGACCUUGUUGUAAUUGAAUCUGAUAGGACACAGGCUCUAUCUAGGGCUCAUGGUUAGUGGCUUACUCUUUUGCAUGGCCAGUGAUAUCACAGUCAACUCUUCAAUAGAGUUGGCAAUGAGUGAAUACAAUGGCCAAAGCAAUUUAGAAUGUUCAUUGGGAAUGAUAGUUUGAACUUAUAUGUAAUCAUGUACUG